Arachis ipaensis is the source of this 459-nucleotide messenger RNA. NCBI's taxonomy places the organism in Eukaryota, Viridiplantae, Streptophyta, Magnoliopsida, Fabales, Fabaceae. The record is from RefSeq and is a predicted model, not a curated record.
AUGCAGGAACUUCAUAAAUGGGGAUCAAUGUACGAAAAGAGGUUUGGGUAUAUUUUUGUGACAUGUGCAUCUGAAAAGAGUUCUUCUGAAAUACUUGCUGAAUUGAAUACGCGCUUCAGAAACAACCAUGUUGUUGAGUUGGAUAUUGCAUCAAAGGAGGAAAUAAAGUAUAUAGAAUUGCACAUUACAGAUCUUCUAUAUAAGAGAUAUGCCCAGAGUACUAAUAAGGGAGAUGUGUUAUCUGAAUAUUCAGGCGAAGUAGUUAAUGACAGUCUAAAUGGGAUAAAAACUGAUUCAGAAGAAAAUUUAAAUGAAAUUUCCUCUGUUGGAAUUGACAUCUCCAUGCAGUCUGAUCUCAAAAAGGUUUCGGAAGAAGACAAAGAAACUUUGGAUAACCAGCAAAUACAAGAUCAUGUACAUGUUGCAAAUAGGGGCUUCGAUUUGAACAAAAUGCCAUAG